UUGACGGCUCUCAGUAUUUGUGACCGGGGAUUUGUGUUUUUUGAUUAAUUGCUGUUUGAUACAAUCAACAUUUGUGGAGUUCAAAAAUGGCAAAUCCAAGGCAAGAAGUUCGCUUUACUAAGCUAUUCAUCAACAAUGAAUUUGUGGAUGCUCGUAGUGGUAAAACAUUUUCUACCAUUAACCCAGCAACUGGAAAGAAAAUUGCUGACAUUGCCGAAGGAGACAAAACUGAUGUUGACAUUGCAGUGAAAGCAGCACAAAGAGCAUUCGCCCGAGGAUCUGAAUGGCGUGUCAUGGAUGCUUCAGCUCGUGGACGAUUAUUGCAUAAACUUGCUGAUUUGAUUCAACGUGAAGCAAUUCCACUCGCCAACUUGGAAACAUUGGACAAUGGAAAGCCAUUUGAAGAUUCACUCUUUGAUAUUCAGUGCGCUGUAGAUACGUUCCGCUACUAUGCAGGUUUUGCUGAUAAAAUCCAUGGCAACACAAUCCCAGUUGAUGGGAAUUUCUUGAGCAUGACAAGGAAAGAACCAAUUGGAGUUGUUGGUCAAAUAAUCCCAUGGAAUUAUCCAAUUUUAAUGCUCUCAUGGAAAUGGGCUCCAGCAAUUGCUGCUGGCUGUACAAUUGUUUUAAAGCCUGCUGAACAGACGCCAUUGACUGCUCUUUACAUCGCAGCAUUAUCAAAGGAAGCUGGUUUUCCAGCUGGAGUUUUGAAUGUCGUCACUGGAUUUGGUCCCACUGCUGGUGGUGCAAUUUCUUCUCAUCCUGAUAUUCGUAAAGUUGCAUUCACAGGAUCAACUGAAGUUGGAAAAUUAAUAAUGGAAGCUGCAGCUAAAUCCAAUUUGAAGAAAGUUUCUCUUGAACUUGGAGGAAAGAGUCCACUUGUUGUAUUUGAUGAUGUUGACAUAGAUGAAGCUGUUGAGAUUGCUUACAAUGCGAUUUUUGCAAAUCAUGGUCAAAAUUGUUGUGCCGGAAGUCGAACAUUCGUGCAUGAGAAAAUUUAUGACCAAUUUGUUCGUAAAACUGUUGAGAAGGUCAGCAAACGUCGAGUUGGAAAUCCUUUUGACAAAGGUGUUGAACAGGGACCUCAAGUUGAUGAUGAAAUGUUCAAUAAAGUUUUGGCUUACAUUGACUUUGGUAAGAAAGAUGGAGCGAAACUCGAGUUUGGAGGAAAACGUCUUGGCAAUGAAGGAUUCUUCAUUCAGCCAACCGUUUUUUCAAAUGUUACUGAUGAAAUGCGCAUAGCAAAGGAUGAAAUCUUCGGACCAGUUCAAUCAAUUUUAAGAUUUAGAACUUUUGAAGAAGUCAUCGAACGUGCUAAUCGUACAAAUUAUGGUCUUGCAGCUGGAAUACUAACGAAAAAUAUUAACAAUGCUUUAAUGUUUGCUGGAGCUAUUGAAGCUGGAAGCGUCUGGAUUAAUUGUUAUGAUGCUGUUGCACCACAAGCACCAUUUGGAGGCUACAAACAAUCAGGAUUUGGUCGAGAACUUGGUGAAGAUGGUUUAGAACCAUAUCUGGAGACCAAAACUAUCGCAAUCAAAACGCCAUGCAAAUUGUAAAAUUCAUACGAUCGAAUUAUUCAUUUUCAUCUUUUUACCUCACCAAAAGCAUUUUAUAAUAUUAUGCAAUUUUGUAAUGUUAAUUAUUUUAGAAAUGUCAAAUGAAAUCCCUGAUUUUUGCUUUUAUUUUAAAUAAAAGUUCAUGAAAUUUUA
Molecule: messenger RNA, 1709 nt
Organism: Clunio marinus
Lineage: Eukaryota; Metazoa; Arthropoda; Insecta; Diptera; Chironomidae
Source: the annotation of a GenBank genome assembly